This is a messenger RNA of Cladophialophora psammophila CBS 110553, 765 nucleotides long. RefSeq lists its product as uncharacterized. The coding region runs from base 1 to 765 and encodes 254 amino acids. The transcript has 2 exons. Gene Ontology annotation, molecular function: oxidoreductase activity. The record is from RefSeq and is a predicted model, not a curated record. NCBI's taxonomy places the organism in Eukaryota, Fungi, Ascomycota, Eurotiomycetes, Chaetothyriales, Herpotrichiellaceae.
AUGGCACAGCUCCAAGAUAAGGUAAUUGCGAUCACGGGCGCCGGGUCGGGGAUUGGACGCGCGACGGCGCUUACGGCCGCUGCUCGGGGGGCGUCGCUGGCCUUGUGCGACGUGAACUGCAAAGGUCUCGACCAGGUCGUCGAAGAAAUCCGCGCUCUAGGAGGAGUCGACGUGGUGGGGACGGUGGUCAACGUCGCAGACUCGAACAGCGUCGAUGCGUGGAUUUCCGCGACCGUCCAGCAUUUUGGCCGGUUGGACGGUGCCGCCAAUGUCGCCGGAGUGGAAUCCAGCCCGGACGGGACCGUCUAUGCGCCCAUUGUCGACACCACCAACGAGCACUGGAACCAUAUACUAGGCAUCAACUUGACGGGUCUGUUCUACUGUCUUCGCGCCGAGUUGCGCGUCAUGGAUCAAGGAGCAUCCAUCGUCAACGUCUCCAGCGUGGGCGGCCUGGCUGGGAGAGAGAGUUUUGGCGCCUACAGCGCCAGCAAACACGGCGUGGUGGGCAUCACAAAGACCGCCGCCCGAGAGGUGGGCGUCAACGGCAUCCGCGUCAAUGCAAUUUGUCCUGGAAUCACGCAAACUCCUAUGAUGGAUCGAUUGUCCGAUGGGGCACCAGCGUCGAUGGUGGCCUCCAUGUAUAUCCCUUUACAGGACCGGGGCACACCUGUACAUAUGGCCAAGACCAUUUGUUUUGCGCUCAGUGACGAUGCAGCCUACACAACGGGUGCUUUGUUCACAGUGGACGGAGGCAUCAUGUCGUAG